Photinus pyralis (common eastern firefly) is the source of this 2215-nucleotide messenger RNA. RefSeq names its product protein cycle (gene cyc). Gene Ontology annotation, biological process: regulation of transcription by RNA polymerase II. Gene Ontology annotation, molecular function: DNA-binding transcription factor activity, RNA polymerase II-specific; RNA polymerase II cis-regulatory region sequence-specific DNA binding; protein dimerization activity. Lineage: Eukaryota; Metazoa; Arthropoda; Insecta; Coleoptera; Lampyridae. The transcript is spliced from 12 exons. The record is from RefSeq and is a predicted model, not a curated record. Gene Ontology annotation, cellular component: cytoplasm; aryl hydrocarbon receptor complex; nucleus. The coding region runs from base 51 to 1994 and encodes 647 amino acids.
UGAGUACAAAUUACUCUUCAAUAGUUUUUCUCACCUGAAGGGUUAGAAAAAUGGUCGCGCGCGAUUUUUCUAUACGGCAAAUUCCUUACGCGCGACUUCUUCACGUACCCGACGAAGACGACUUUACGAUACUCGAUGAAUCCAAUCCGAACCAACUUAACCAACUGCCGCAAUUCGGCAACGCUUUCUACGAAACGACAAACGUAACCGACGAUCCUUGCGGGUCAUCGCUGACGUACCAAACUUUAAACCACUGCAGCGGCUCAAAUUCAAGUGGCACGAUGGAAUUUCACGUUAAUAGUCCAGUAAUUGCUACGAAUAGGAAACGAAAGGUGUCCAUUCAUGAAAAAGGCGAUUUUGAUGAAGACGAUUCUAAAUCCACGAAAACCGUCGACGAUAAUAAAAAACAAAACCAUAGCGAAAUUGAAAAAAGGAGGCGAGACAAAAUGAAUACGUACAUAACGGAACUAUCGUCUAUGGUACCGAUGUGCAACGCAAUGUCGAGGAAAUUGGAUAAGUUGACGGUGCUGAGGAUGACGGUGCAGCACAUCAAGUCCAUAAGAGGAAGUUCGCAUUCCUACGCCGAGGCUCACUAUAAACCCUCGUUUUUGUCGGACCAAGAACUGAAGGAGUUAAUUUUACAGGUUGCAGAUGGAUUUCUAUUCGUUGUUGGUUGUGAUCGAGGCAAAAUUUUGUACGUAUCAAAGUCCGUUUCGAAAAUUCUAAACUACUCCCAAGGGGAUCUAUUGGGCCAAAGUUGGUUCGACAUCCUACAUCCCAAGGAUAUAGUCAAGGUGAAAGAGCAACUGUCUUCGUUAGACUUGAAUCCGAGAGAGCGACUAAUCGACGCUAAAACUAUGCUACCCUUAAAAGCCGACUUACCGCACGGUGCUUCUCGAUUAUGCCCCGGCGCACGACGGUCGUUUUUUUGUCGGAUGAAAAGCAAACUAGUGGGGCAAAUGAAGGAAGAAGCUGACACUACGACCGGGGGUCAUCGAAGAAGGAAGCAUUCUUCCGAUAAGCAGUAUAGCGUUAUCCACUGCACUGGAUAUUUGAAAUCUUGGGCACCAGUAAAAACCGCGGUCGACGAUCAUGAAAGUGAAGUUGACGAAACCUGCAACCUUUCCUGCUUGGUGGCCGUUGGACGAAUUCUACCCAAAAUACCAUCACAACUGGCCCAGAACAAACUACCAGUGCGCCCAGUGCAAUUCGUAUCACGACACGCAAUGGACGGCAAGUUCAUUUACACGGAUCAAAGGGCAACCUUGGUCUUGGGCUUUCUUCCGCAAGAACUUUUAGGGACGAGCACUUACGAGUACUACCACCCCGAUGACAUCGCCACGUUGUCCGAAUGUCACAAAACCGCCCUGCAGAGUUUAGAGACUGUAAAUACGGGCGUGUAUCGCUUUCGCACCAAAGACGACGGAUUUGUUCGUUUACAAAGUGAAUGGAAGGCCUUCAUGAACCCCUGGACUAAAGAAAUUGAUUACCUGAUAUCGAAGAAUAGUCUAAUUCUAGCGGAUGCAGGUACUGUUGAGAGCAGCGCCGGACAGGCCGAUGGUUUACAGGGGAACUACCAAACAUUCGUUAACGUGAAUGGCAAAGAAACACGUAGAAUACUAGAUAACCAAAUCGAAACUAGUAAAAUCGGUUCUAAAAUUGCAGACCAAGUUCUGGACCUUCAGAAACACGACAGAACAACUUCCUCUAGAGGUAGCUCGGAAAAAAUCUUUCGUCAUCAAAGAUCACAACUGCAGGAAAACGGAAGAGAUAAUCUCUUGGAAACUAUUUGCAACGAUCCCGUUUUAGGCGGGGGUACCGACGACGAAAUAAUCGAGAUGAUGGAGGACGCGGUUAGAGAUUCGCCCGGAAAUGGACCACCCACCAACGGAAAUGACGAGGCGGCAAUGGCAGUUAUAAUGAGCUUGCUGGAAGCAGAUGCGGGACUUGGAGGUCCUGUGGAUUUUUCAGGGCUACCAUGGCCACUACCCUGACCUUUUACUCCGGCAAGUUGAUACCUACCAUAAACAGAAGCCAAACUUGUCUCUAUAUAAAUGGGAAAACUAAUUGUCAAUUAAUUGUUGCUGUGAUGUAGUAAGCGUUAAUCUGGUAGUUAAAACAAUGUGAUUAGCAAAAUAAAAUAAAAGAUCAAAUAUUUUGAGUGGCCGAAAUGUGCAGCGGGUACGUUUCUUUGUAAUAGAACCUAAUCGCAAUA